Messenger RNA from Dioscorea cayenensis subsp. rotundata (Guinea yam), 1275 nucleotides. RefSeq names its product purine permease 3-like. The record is from RefSeq and is a predicted model, not a curated record. Gene Ontology annotation, molecular function: purine nucleoside transmembrane transporter activity. The transcript is spliced from 2 exons. Gene Ontology annotation, cellular component: membrane. Lineage: Eukaryota; Viridiplantae; Streptophyta; Magnoliopsida; Dioscoreales; Dioscoreaceae. The coding region runs from base 136 to 1251 and encodes 371 amino acids.
CUAGGGACUAGGGUGAAAAUAACUACAUAAAUUCUCUAGUUUUUUUUUUAAAUAAAUAUAUAAUAUUAUAUCACAGUGUUCUCCUUCCUUAUAAUUCACAGUUAAUCCCUCCCUCACAACCAAACAGAAAGAACCAUGGACACACAAUCCACACAACCAAACAACAAGAACAAGAACAAGAACCACAUGAACAAAACCAUAAGAAAAACCUUAACAAUCCUCAACUGCCUCCUUCUCAUGCUCGGCAACACCGGUGGCCCUUGCCUUUCCCGGCUCUACUUCAACCACGGCGGUCACCGGAAUUGGCUUCUCAGCUUCCUCGAAACUGCCGGCUUUCCAAUCCUCCUAAUCCCUCUAAUCAUCUCCUACUACUAUCGCCGCAGCUCCAACCCUUCAACAAGGGCUUACUUCACUACUCCACACAUCUUCAUCUCUUGCGCCGUCCUCGGCCUUCUCACUGGUCUUGAUGACUUUCUCUAUGCCUAUGGUCUCUCCUUCCUUCCAGUCUCCACCUCCUCAUUACUCCUAGCUUCUCAUCUUGUCUUCACUGCAGUCUUUGCAUUCUUUAUAGUGAAACAAAAGUUCACACCAUUUUCUCUCAAUGCAGUUGCACUGUUAACUGUUGGAUCAGUAAUAUUAGGGUUACAUAGGAACAGUGAUAGACCAGCAAAUGUUACAAAUAAGAAGUAUAUCAUGGGGUUUAUCUUGACUCUUGGAACUGCUGCUUUGUAUGGUCUUGUGCUUCCUUUGAUUGAGCUCACUUAUAUGAAGGCUAAGCAGGUUGUUACUUACACUCUUGUCAUGGAGAUGCAGGUUAUCAUGGGUUUCUUUGCCACUCUUUUCUGUGUUGUUGGCAUGCUCAUCAACCAUGACUUUCAGGAAAUCCCAGAGGAAGCAAGGCAGUAUGAGUUAGGGCCAGUGAGGUACUACAUAGUGCUGAUAUGGUCAUCAAUUUUUUGGCAGUUCUUCUUCUUGGGAGCAGUAGGAGUGAUCUUUUAUGUGCACACAUUGCUUGCAGCCAUUAUCAUUGCUAUAUGCAUCCCUAUCACUCAAGUCCUUGGAGUUAUCUUCUUCCAUGAACCUUUCAGCAGUGAGAAAGGUGUGGCUGUUGUGCUCUCCUUGUGGGGCAUGGCUUCUUAUUCUUAUGGUGAUUAUCUUCAGUCUAAGCAAAAGGAUGUUGCUCAUGAUCAAGUGGUUGGAGAAAGAUCAGAUCAAGUUAUUGAACUUGGAGAUGAUAUUAAUGUUGCUUAGAUUAUAAAUUUAUAAUUAUGUUCU